Molecule: messenger RNA, 1345 nt
Organism: Andrographis paniculata
Lineage: Eukaryota; Viridiplantae; Streptophyta; Magnoliopsida; Lamiales; Acanthaceae
Product: zinc finger protein CONSTANS-LIKE 4-like
Exons: 2
Coding region: 117-1115 (332 amino acids)
Biological process (GO): regulation of photoperiodism, flowering; regulation of flower development
Cellular component (GO): nucleus
Molecular function (GO): protein binding; zinc ion binding
Source: RefSeq, a predicted model, not a curated record
GAAAACAAUCACUGCUUCUCUCUCCCAGCCAAACAAUUUGGAUAGAGAGAGAGAGAGAGAUACAGUUAUACAUACAUAUAUAUAUAUAGAGUGAGAGAGAAAUCCCUGUAGGAAGAAUGGGCGGGGAGAGGUGGUGCGACUCCUGCAAGGCGGCGGCGGCGGCGGUCUUCUGCGGCGCCGACUCCGCCUUCCUCUGCUCCGGCUGCGACGCCAGAAUCCACGCCGCCAACAAGGUCGCCUCCCGCCACGGCCGCGUCGUGCUCUGCGAGGUCUGCGAGCAGGCUCCGGCCGCCGUCACCUGCAAGGCCGACGCCGCCGUCCUCUGCCACUCCUGCGACGGCGACAUCCACUCCGCCAACCCCCUGGCCCGCCGCCACGAGCGCCUCCCAAUCGCCCCCUUCUACGACGCCGUCUCGCCGUCGUCAAAAUCUGCCGACUUCUCUGAAGAGGAGGCCGCCGAGGCUGCCUCCUGGCUCCUGCCCGACCCGAACUCCAAACCCGACGACGAUGAACCCGGAUCGCCCGAGUACAAGUCCGAAUACUUGUUCUCGGAUAUGGAUCCGUAUCUGGAUUUGGAUUUGAUGAUCUCCGGUGGCCAAAAGGAGCAGCAGCAGGAGGAGGAGGAGAAGCAAUACUCGGCCGACGGGGUUGUGCCCGUGCAGAGCAAGGAUCAUGAAUAUGGAUCGGGUCAGUACCCAGGCCCGGUGGUCGACGGGUACCCGAGCUAUGACCUGGAUUAUCACCACCCUGCUGGCUCCAAGCCUUUCCUAUACAACUUCACUUCACAGACCAUUAGCCAAAGUGUGUCUUCCUCGUCCAUGGACGUAGGCGUGGUCCCGGACCACCACACUAUGGCGGAUGUAUCCAACUCCUUUGUCAAGACCGAGGUCAUUCCGAUGCCCGUCUCCGGGAUUGACCGAGAAGCUCGGGUGUUGAGGUAUAGAGAAAAGAGAAAGAACCGAAGAUUCGAGAAAACCAUAAGGUAUGCCUCGAGAAAAGCCUAUGCCGAGACCCGACCGAGAAUCAAGGGUAGGUUCGCCAAGCGGUCCGAGCUAGAAGUUGAUUCGGGCCUCCUCUUUGCCGAUGCAUCUUACGGCGUUGUCCCGAGUUUUUAGCUACCAUUUUGGUAGCUAAUGCAUGUGUGUAUGUACGUGCGUGUGUGUGUGUGUGUGUAUAUCGGCUAAUUCGUGUAUAUACUAGUCUUUUUGCUUGAUUGAUAUUUAUAAGGAUGGCUCGUUUUAUAGUUCUUUGGGAUUUUUGGCUUCUUAAGUUUGAUUGUCAAAGUGGUUUUAUUGGUAAUGUUUUUUUGAUGUUAAUGUAUUACUAAAUGUUUGUUGAGUGAUGA